AUGGCGUGGAAAUCAUCCGGGGUGUGGAAUAAGCCCAUCGACAAACCGCAGAAAAAUGAAGAUGACUCAAGCUUCCCGGGACUCAAAUCAAAGCGUCCCGAGGCCGCCCCCAAGUUGGAAUAUGAGGAGCUCCAGCAGAACGAGCUCAUCGCCCUUGAAGCCAUUUAUGGAGAGGAUUUCAUGAGGCAUGCAGAGACGCCGGGUGCAUGGAAGAAAUCUGACCCCUCAUUCGAUGUUCGUAUCAGGGCUUCAUCAGAUGAAGACUUUGCAGUUACUCUGGGCGUGGUGAUGACUGCUACGUAUCCCAGAAGCCCACCGCUACUAACACUGAAGAAAACUGGCAACCUGCGCGAGGUCACCUUGUUCAAGCUUCAGAAGUACCUUGAGACAGAGCCCAAGAUCUUCGCCACAGAGGAGCAGGAGAUGGUGGACCGUAUCGUAGAGGGACUCAGAGACGUUCUCGAAGACGCGGCCCAGGCAAAGGCCAGAGGACUCGAACUGCCUUCGCUGGAAGAGGAGAGAGCGGCUCAUGAGGCUUUUCUGGCCAAGCUAGCCGAGGAACAGAAGCAGGCAGAUGAGCGCAAGAAGGAAGAGGAGAGCAAAGAGGAGGAGAGGGUUCUCGGUGGCCUGUUGCAGGUUGAGUUGAAGCGUCAGAAAGAGAAAGCCAAGGAGACACGAAAAAAGAAUCGCCCCAACGGAGGACUACCAUCUCUCAAUUCAAUGGACGGCCCCAACUGGCCAGAAAGUGGCCGUAUCAUCUUUGAUAGACCUUGCCAAACCACCGACAAGACUGGAAAUGCCAUUUCCUUCCAGGCUGUCUUUGGAAAGUCCGAGAUUGCCAAAGGACCCAUCUCAACCGUCUUCUCCGUCUGGCCUCUCGUUGGCAGCGGACAAGAAUGCCCUAAUUUGGCGCUCAAGGAAACUGUUCUUCGCCCGGCUUCAAAGGACACUUCGGUAUUCAAGAAGCAGAUUCAAUCCCUUGAAGGUCAACUGGAAGCACUCAAACAAGUGCGCCAUCGCAACUUGCUCGAGGUCUUGGACUUCAAGGUAGAACGCGAGAAAAACAACGUCGAGAAAGCAUCGGCAAGCCUUUGGACUGUCAAUGUCCUCACUCCCAGCGCCGAGAAGGGCUCUUUAGCCGAACUACUCGAUUUGGCUGGCCAGUUGGACACCAGCAAGGUGCGUGCCUGGACACGGGAUCUCUUGGAUGCUCUUAACUUCCUGCACAACAAGUCUCUGGUGCAUCAGGACAUUCAUGCGGGAAAUGUGCUCCUCUUCCGGGAACAGACGGGAGAAGUCGUGCCGAAGUUGUCAGACGCAGGCUACCAGAGGGAAUUGCACAACAUCUCAUCCAAGGGACAGGCCCCAGUUGGUUUAAGCUCUGCAAAGUCUGCAUAUUGGCUGCCGCCAGAGACUGCCGCUUUGUCGAAGCAGCACUACACACAAAAGACGGACAUGUGGGAAUUUGGCAUCGUUUUCCUUCAAAUGAUAUUUGGACUUGACGUGCCUCAAAAAUACCAUUCACCCUCUGCAGUCUCCGACUCCAUGUCUCUAUCGCGACCUUUGCAGGAGUUGGUGACUAGAUUCUUCAAACCGGACCCCAAGAAACGACCGCGUGCUUUCGAACUCGGCUCCAGCGAGUUCCUCGCCACCGACGCCCCUGUGAUCGUCGAGGACACCGCCUCGAUUGCGUCAAACUAUCACUCCGUAAAUGCCCUAUCGCCAAUACCCCCGAGAUUAAGACGCGAGUCAACGAAUAGAACUCUCACUUCGUCGAGAUACCGGGAAGACUUUGACGAGGAAGGUCGUCUGGGUAAAGGAGGAUUCGGCGAGGUUGUCAAAGCUCGGAAGAAGCUGGAUGGGCAGAUUUACGCCAUCAAGAAGAUCAGCCAAAGAUCUCAAGCAAGUUUGACGGAAAUUUUGAAAGAAGUCCGUCUGCUAUCACAGCUCAGUCACCCGGCUGUGGUACGCUACUACAACACUUGGGUCGAGGAGAUACCAGAUCAGUCUGACACGGAAGGUGACACCUCCACGGAAGAUUUGAACACGGAAGACUCUCGCGAUACCAUUUCACAGGACCCGGCAAUCCAUUUUGCUACCAGCACCGGCGGCCUGGACUUUAUGUCUUCGAGCGGCUACCCACAAGUAGAGUUUGGCUACGACGACUCAGACGCCGAAGAGGAAUCUGAAGAGGACGAUGAAGAUGAUGAGGAAGACGACGAGGAUGAAACCGACUCAGAUGACGACGACAGUAGUCAGGCUAUCGGAAAUGGUCCACGGAGCAGGGAAAUCCAGAGGAGAAUCAGGCCCCAACGAUCUUUCAGGACUGUCUUGUACAUUUCCAUGGAGUACUGCGAAAAGAGGACGUUACGUGAUCUAAUCACUCGAAAACUCUACCAAAACACGCCGGAAAUAUGGCGUCUUUUCCGUCAGGUCCUCGAGGGACUAGCCCAUAUCCAUGGUCUUAGUAUCGUACAUCGGGACCUAAAGCCUGAAAAUAUCUUUAUUGCUCACAGCAGUGAUGGAACGGACAAUGUCAAGAUCGGAGACUUCGGGUUGGCCACCAGCGGCCAGUUUGCGGUCGAUAGGGCUCUUCCUAAUGCCAUGGAAUCGGACGAUAUCACCAGAAGUAUUGGGACUACGUCCUACGCCGCGCCAGAAGUGCGCUCCGGAUCUAGCGGGAUGUACAGCUCCAAAGUUGACAUGUACUCUUUGGGUAUCAUUUUCUUCGAGAUGUGUUACCCCCCGAUGCUGGGCAUGCAGAGAGCAGAAGUUCUCGAAAAGCUCCGGCGACCUAGUCCUGAGCUUCCUGUGGAUUUCAAGCCCGCCGAAAAGAUACAGACGGAUAUCGUCCUGUCUCUGAUCACCCACAAUCCCAAAGAACGACCAUCGAGUGCAGAGUUGCUGCAAAGUGGAAAACUUCCCGUGCAAAUGGAGAGCGAGACCAUCAGACGAACACUGGCUGGUUUAGCUGACCCCAGCUCGCCUUACUACAGGAAGAUGCUCUCGACACUUUUCUCACGGCCUCUGGAGCAAGCCAAAGAUUUCGCCUGGGAUAUGCAUGAGGCGAGCCCCAGCCAAGCAGACUUGCUCAACCAAAGCAUCGUCAAGGAAACACUGAUUUCCAUCUUUCGCCGACACGGAGCUUUGGAGUGUCAGCGCACCUGCCUCUAUCCACGUUCGUCCCACUAUGCAGAGAACGUCAUGAGACUCCUGGACUCGAACGGCACCGUCCUGCAGCUCCCGUUUGAUCUUACAAUGGGCCACGCAAGAAUGCUUGCCAAAGCCAGCGGGACUCCGGGCGUCCAGCGCACAUACACUUUUGGCAACAUUUUCCGUGAUAAGGGGGAUACUGGGCAACCUUACAUGCUGGGCGAAGUUGACUUUGACAUCGUCACGACUAACACCCUGGACUUGGCUCUGAAGGAGGCUGAGGUCCUCAAAGUACUCGACGAGAUCAUUGCCACGUUUCCGUCACUGUCUACGAGCCAGAUGUGUUUCCAUCUCGGACAUUCCGAUUUGCUACAGUUAAUCUUUGACUAUUGUCGCGUCGAGCAUAGCUCUCGAAGGGCUGUAGCAGAUGUACUCAGCAAGCUCAAUAUUCAUCACUGGUCCUGGCAGAAGAUCAGAGCCCAGUUGCGUUCUCCACUGGUCGGCCUUUCAGCAACCAGUGUAGAUGAGUUACAACGAUUUGACUUCCGAGACACACCCUCCAAGGCCUUCUCCAAGCUCAAGACACUCUUUGAGGGCACUGACAUGUACCAGCGAGCCUCGUCAACUCUGGCACAUCUCAGGGAGGUCUCGGAGUAUGCCAAGAGACUUGGAGUCACAAGCAAGAUAUACGUGACACCGUUGAACAGUCUGAAAGAGAGCUUCUAUACUGGCGGGACUCUAUUCUCCUGCCUCUACGACAAGAAGAUGAAGGAUGUGUUUGCCGCGGGUGGCCGAUAUGACAGCCUCAUCAGGGAAAAUCGUCCCAGAAUUGGCAGCCAUUACGAAGAGCGCCACGCUGUGGGGUUCAACUUAUCGUGGGAGAAGCUUUCGAGGGCCCCAAAAACUAGCGGAAAAGCAUUCCUCAAAAAGACAGAAGAAGAGGGCCACAACAUGUUCAGCAGCACGAAGAGAUGCGAUGCCCUCGUGGCCAGCUUCGACGCCGCCGUCCUGCGCUCUACGGGAAUAGAGAUCCUGCAGACGCUAUGGUCGCACAACAUCAGCGCCGAGCUCGCGAGGGAUGCGCGUUCUCCAGAAGACCUGCUCUCCCGCAACCGCGACGAGGGCUACUCCUGGGUCAUCAUCAUCAAGCAAGACGCCAUCCUCAAGGUCAAGACGAUGGACAAAAAAGACACGCCCGACGUCGACAUACCCAUGGCGCAGCUGCUCUCGUGGCUGCGCGCCGAGAUCCGGGAGCGCGACUCCAAAGAGUCCAAGGCGGCGGUCAAGUCGCGGGCCGGCGGGCAGCAGGCCGAGACCAACGUGACGAUCGAGACGCACCAGGAGCAAGACGUGCGCGUGCUGGUCGCGGGGACGCGGAGCAAGAAGUUCAAUCGCAGGACGGUCGUGGAGCAGGCGCAGGUGAGCGCGGCGAGCCUGGUGCGGUCGUUCCUCGACGGGCCGAUCCUGGCGAUCGAGACGACGGAUCAGGUGAUGGAUCUCAUCCGGGACACGUGCCUUUCGGACGGGGAGAGCUGGCGGCGGGUCGAGCACAGCGUCACAACGGCGGAGAAGAAGUACGUGAGGGAGAUUCACGACAUGUUGCUGAAUUGGAAAUGGGCGUGGGAGAAGAAGAGCGGUAGCCGGCAUGCGUUUUUGUACAAUUUCCGGACUGGGAAUUGUGUCUACUAUGAUUUGGGAGCAUAG
Molecule: messenger RNA, 4857 nt
Organism: Colletotrichum godetiae
Lineage: Eukaryota; Fungi; Ascomycota; Sordariomycetes; Glomerellales; Glomerellaceae
Product: anticodon binding domain of tRNAs-domain-containing protein
Exons: 6
Coding region: 1-4857 (1618 amino acids)
Biological process (GO): regulation of translational initiation by eIF2 alpha phosphorylation; DNA damage checkpoint signaling
Cellular component (GO): nucleus; cytoplasm
Molecular function (GO): ATP binding; eukaryotic translation initiation factor 2alpha kinase activity; protein binding
Source: RefSeq, a predicted model, not a curated record